Molecule: messenger RNA, 6092 nt
Organism: Bursaphelenchus xylophilus (pine wood nematode)
Lineage: Eukaryota; Metazoa; Nematoda; Chromadorea; Rhabditida; Aphelenchoididae
Source: the annotation of a GenBank genome assembly
AUGAACAACCAACAGCUCCUCCAAAUCUUGGAAACCUGCCCAUUUGAGCCGACUUUAAUCGAGUACCCCAAGGAGCAACGGGCGCUGCCGAUUGCUCAUGCUCCGAAGAGAAUUUGCCCGCUGAACACUGCGGAGAAGAGGGUAAAUUUUAGAUAUUCUAGGAUUCCUGAUCUUUCAAUGUUUUUUAAAAUACGCCCUACUGUCUUUUAAGUAUACUUUCUUGUUACAGAGUGUUACAGCGAAUAUGAUGACCAAUUUUGGCAGGAGAAGUGCUCAAAAUGCGACCUUUAUAUAUAUUUUAAUAAAGCCCGGCACAAAAAUAUUUAGAAUAAUUUUUGCCAAGACAUAUGCGAGAGUUCGCACUUUGCUGAAUAGUUCGCGCUUUGCAGAAACAACCGAGAUUUUUGAGCCGAAAUUUGGCAAAAAAGGUGGCGUUUUUUCGCGUCUUGAUUUUUGGGAUCAACACAAAAUCGAUCGAUAAAGGGCCUAGGACAGGUAGAUACGGUAGAUACCCCCCAAAAAAAGGUGGUAGAAGUGCCUAUGAGGCCUGGAAAACCCGUUGCGAACGCUCCGCGAAGGCUCGGCGGAGCCUUGCAAUAUGUCCACUUUUUCUAAUUUUAGCUAUUACUAAGGUUAGUUUUCUUUAUCCUGAGUUAUUGUAACAUAUAAAAGACCAAAAUUUGAGGCCAAAAACGAAGAUCGAUGACUUUUAUAGCCAAAAAAUGCUUUUUUUCUGUGAUCGCUCUCCACACUUUGCCUGAUUUCUUGACUUCGUGGCCGCAAACGAGCCUUGAAUAUCUCGGCUGCCCUGGCAAAUUGCUGGCCAAAAUAUUCAGGAUAUUUGGCAUAGACUAUGCCAAAAAUUUAAAGAAAAUCUGAGCGUCGCAUUUCGAACACUUCCCUUGUAAAAUAAUAUUUACAUUUUGAACAACAACCAGCCUCAAUUUUGCCACUCUCUCUCUAUCAUAUAAGUCAUCUUUCACCACUUCAUUUUCCAGCAAGCCAUCUCCAAUAUUCUCCGAUAUGUGCCGGCCAAACAUCAUCAAGAGUUGGCGCAGGAAUUCGCCGAGGAAUUGGAGCAAUAUGGCCACAUCUACGCCUACCGUUUCAUGCCCAAUCAUCAGCUCAACUCGCUUCCAAUCGAUCAAAUCCCUUGCAAAACGAGGGAGGGAGCCGCGAUUGUGCUCAUGAUUUUGAACAAUUUGGACCCGGCGGUGGCCCAAUUCCCUCAGGAAUUGGUGACUUAUGGGGGAAAUGGACAGGUAUAUCAAAUUUUCAAGUUUUUUCUUCAUUUUGAUUUUGAUGAAACUUGCCAAAAAUUUAGGUUACAAUUUUUUAAGGUAUUUUCGGGAUUUUUUAAUAGGGGAAUUACCUCAAGUGCGACGCUCAGAUUUUUAUCAAACUUGGCACAAAUUUAGAACGAUUUUUUCUAAAAAAUAUGCGAAAAUUCUAGCUUGCGCUUUGCAGAAACAGCCGAGAUUUUUAGAUCGAAAGUUGGCGAAAAUUUAAGAUUUUUUGGCGAAUUUCAGCGCGAAAAAUUUCAUACCUAUUUCUACCCUAAAGGGUAAUGUUUCUACAAAAAAUCAUUUUUUUCCGCGCGAAACUGGCAAAGUUAUGACCAAAAAGCGUUUUUCUCUCUGACCGCUCUCCACGUUUAGCGUGCUCUCUCGGCGGCAAAGAUGGUUCAAUAUCUCGGUGGCGUUUGCAAAGGGCGAGUUAAAACUUUCAGGAAUUGAUAGUUAGCUUAUGCCCGACAUUUGUGCAAAGUUUUAAGAAAAUCUGAGCGUCGCACUUAGGGUACUUGUAACUUACAGGCGAAAAUUUUUGCGGACACGUCGGGCAUAGACUAGAUAUCAAUUCCUGAAAGUUUUAGCUCGCUCUUUGCAGGCGCAGCCGGGAUAUCGAACGAUCUUUGCCGCCAAGAGAGAACGCUUCACGCGUAGAGCGGUCAGAGAUAAAAACGCUUUUUGGCCAUAACUUUGCCAGUUUCACGCGGAAAAAAUUGAUUUUUUGUAGAAACAUGACCCUUUAGGGUAGAAAUAGGUAUGAAAAUUUUCGUGCCAAAAUUCGGCAAAAAGUCUCACAUUUUCGCCGACUUUCGAUCUAAAAAUCUCGGUUGUUUCUGCAAAGCGCGAGCUAGGAUUCUCGCAUAUGUCUUAGAAAACAUUAUUCUAAAUUUGUGCCAAGUUUCAUCAAAAUCUGAGCGUCGCACUUGAAGUACUUCCCCUGUUAAAAAAACAUCUUUUUUUCAGGUAUUUUCCAACUGGAUUCAAUUCCGCUUGGUCCUCCGCUACCUGUACGAAAUGUCGGACGAACAAACCCUCUCCCUCUACUCCGGCCAUCCUCUCGGCCUCUUCCCAUCCCACAAAACCGCGCCCAGAGUCGUGAUCACCAACGGAAUGAUGAUUCCAAAUUACUCGACCAAACAAUUGUACGAUAAAUUCUUCGCGUUGGGCGUUACCCAAUAUGGUCAGAUGACGGCGGGCAGCUACUGCUAUAUUGGGCCGCAGGGGAUCGUGCAUGGCACCACGAUCACUGUGAUGAAUGCGGGACGAAAGUAUUUGGGGGUGGAGAGUUUGGCGGGCAAAGUUUUUGUGACCGCCGGAUUGGGGGGAAUGAGUGGCGCGCAGGCAAAAGCGGCCGUCAUUUCGGGCUGUGUUGGAGUUAUUGCGGAGGCAAGUUAGUUGCAAUACACUUAAAAAUAGUUAAAAAAUAGGAUAGUAUACUAAAGUUAAUCAAAAAAAAUUUCAAAAGAAUGAUGAUUUAUGACUUUUACCACCUAAAAUACGGUAAAUAGAUACUCAAAACUCUCUUAUAGUUAACGUCAUGCCACUCAGAAGCGAAAAGGGCCUUUCUGCAUUUCGAAAAAAUAAUAAUUUCGCUACAGUGACGGACCUGAUCCAGUGGCAAAAAACGUAUCAUUUUGUAUCCGGGAAGUAUUAAAAAUGUGGCAAAAUGCCUCCCUGUCCAACUAAAAAACUCCAUUUAGAAGGAGCCCUCACAAAAAGAGUGGGCGCGCUUUUGAAAUGGGAGUUUUUUCACUUGGAGAGGGAGGUGUUUUGCUGCAUUUUUGAUACUUCCGGGAUGCAAAAUGAUACGUUUUUGGCCAAUGGAUCAGGUCCGCCACUGUAGUGAAAUUAUUAAUCUUUCGAAAUGCAGAAAGGUCCUUUUCGUUUCUAAAUGGCAUGACAUUAACUAUUAGAGAGUUUUGAAUAUCUAUUUACCGUAUUUUAGGUGCAAAAAAUCACGAAUUUAUCACUUUUUGAAAUUUUUUUUGGUUAACCUUGAUAACUCUACUAUUUUUGGUAAUUUUUCGAAUUUCUGAACUUAAAAUAAGGUAAUUUGAUGUCGCAAAUUUUCUAGCCUAGACUUGCACACCUCUUUCUGCUCAUAACACUCUAUUUCAUACAUGAUUCCCAUCAAAAAUAACAAAUUUUGGUAAUUUUUCCAAGAUUUUAGUCAUAAAAUAAGGUAAUUUAUCCAAAAACCCCCAAAUUUUUUGCAGAUAAGUGAAGAAGCCCUGCUGAAACGGCACAAACAAGGUUGGUUGGAUGUGCACAGCUCGGAUCUGAACCAAAUCCUGUUCUGGAUUCGCGAAUAUCGCGAGCUCAAAAAGCCGGUGAGCAUCGGGUACCACGGAAACGUGGUGGAUCUCUGGGAACGCCUGGCCCAAGAAGAGGAGCAACUCGUGGAGCUGGGCUCCGACCAGACCUCCUGCCACAACCCCUUCAACGGCGGCUAUUAUCCGGUGGGGAUUUCGUUCGCCGAAGCCAACGCUUUGAUGGCUUCGGAGCCGGACAAGUUCAAACAAUUGGUCCAGAAAAGUUUGUUGCGGCAAAUCGCGGCGAUCGAAAAGUUGGCGCAGCGUGGAAUGUACUUUUGGGAUUAUGGGAACGCAUUUUUGGUGGAGUGUCAUCGCGCCGGCGCAAAGAUUUUGGCGGAGAACGCCAAGGACGACAAAUCUUUCAAGUUCCCAUCGUACAUGCAGGAUAUUAUGGGGUAGGUGUAAGAUCUGAAUGAAAUUUGACACAAAAUUGGAUUACCACAGUGGCGGACCUGAUCCAGUGGCAAAAAACGUACCUUUUUGCAUCCGGGAAGGCAAAAUACCUCAAUCUCCAAGUAAAAAAAAAACUCCGAUUUCAAAAGCGCUUUUUGUAAAAGAAAAGGCGAGCCCUUCAAAACGAAGUUUUUUCACUUGGAAAGGGAAGCACUUUGCCACAUUUUUGAUGCUUCCCGGAUGCAAAAUUAUACGUUUUUUGCCACUGGAUCAGGUCCGUCACUCUACUUUCUACGACAUGUGCGACAUUUUUUAUUCGUACUUUGCAAAAACCACCGAGAUUUUUAGGCCGAAAUUGGAAAAAUUCGAAACUUUUUUUGAUUUUCUGGAAUUUUGAGCGUCUUCAUGUUGAUGAAUUGAAAGCUUCUUCAGAAAAUUAGGUUUUUCCAAGGGAAGUUCGUAGAGUUAUGACCGGAAAGCACUUUUUUCUCUGACCGACCCUCCUAGAUUUACGUGCUCUCUCGGAAAUCGUUGAAUAUCUCAGCUGGCCCUCAGAAUAUCAGUCUGUCGGGAAAAUAACGGCGGAGCGUCGCGCAUCGGAAUCGCCCAUUAUCGCUUUGCGACUGCAAGCCGUGGCUUGGGAUUUGGUGCGCGAUAGCGGCGAGGCGAGACAUUUUGCUGCGACAAUCCGCCGUUAUUUUCCCGACAGACUGAUAUCAAUUACAGCUCACCCUUUGAAGGGACAGCUGAGAUAUUCAACGAUUUGCGAGAGAGCAUGUAAAUCUAGGAGGGUUGGUCAGAGAAAAAAGUGCUUUCCGGUCAAAACUCCAUGAACUUCCCUUGGAAAAAAAUAAUUUUCUGCAGAAGCUUUCAAUUCAUCACCAAAAAGACGAUCAAAAUUCCAGAAAAUCGAAAAAAAAAGUUGCGAAUUUUUCCAAUUUCGGUCUAAAAAUCUCGAUGGUUUUUGCAAAGCACAAAUUAAAAAUGUCGCACAUGUCUUAGAAAGUGGUACUCCAAAUUUGUAUCAAAUUUCAUCAAAAUCAAAGAGUCGUUAACAAACGGAUUUCAAUUUUUAAAUUUUUUCAGCGACAUUUUUUCCCUUGGAUUUGGUCCCUUCCGUUGGGUUUGCACCUCCGGCCUGCCCGAAGACCUCGCGUUAACCGAUAAAAUUGCCUGUGAAGUCAUCGACAAACUCGCCGCAGACACAAAUGGUAAGCCCUAUAUAUCCUCCAGCCAAUUCAUAAUUCUUCAAAAUUUCAGUUUCUCCCCAAACAAAACAGCAAUACAUCGACAAUCGCCGAUGGAUUCAAGGUGCAGGGGAACAUAAAAUGGUGGUCGGAAGUCAAGCCAGAAUACUGUAUUCGGACCAGUUGGGGCGAAUUGAGAUCGCGCUGGCUUUUAAUAAGGCAGUAAAGGAGGGGAAACUGAAGGUAAAGAGAUUUUUUUAUAUUGUAGUAGGUGUUUGACGCAAAAAUUUUGGUAAAAUACGCUAGAGAACGAUGUUCUAUUAAUUUUAAAUUAAAUUUACAGCUAGAAAUUAAAUUUUUCGAACCAAUUUAAAUCAAAAAAGUUUAAAAAACAAUCAAAAAAUCGAAUUUUCACCUUAUUUUAGCCUAAAAUAAGGUAAAACCGAAAUUUAGAGGCUCCAAAUCUCUCCCAACUAUAAUAAAAUAAAUUCCAGGGCCCCGUAGUCCUCUCCAGAGACCAUCACGAUGUCAGUGGCACAGACUCUCCGUUCCGCGAGACCUCCAACAUCACCGACGGCUCCGCCUACACAGCUGAUAUGGCCAUCCAAAACGUGAUCGGCGACUCGUUCCGCGGCGCCACAUGGGUCUCAAUUCACAAUGGGGGUGGGGUAGGAUGGGGAGACGUCAUCAACGGGGGAUUUGGCCUGCUUUUGGACGGAAGCGAAGACGCUGAUAAACGCGCGAAAUUAAUGCUGACCUGGGAUGUGGCGAACGGCGUGGCUCGCCGCUCCUGGUCGGGAAAUCAGAACGGAAGGGAUACCAUCAUCAAGACUAUGAGCCUUGUGCCCGGCCUGAAGGUCACAGUCCCACAAAUUGUGGACGAAUCGCUUCUCAACACCUUAUUUUAG